ACCCCUGUAUCAGUACUCCUCAAGUUGUUGUCUUCGCAAGACAUACAAUGGCCAUUUAGAUAUAACCAAUAUAAAUUUAAUUAUUUUUUAAAAUGCAUAAGUUUUUAAAAGACAGCGUUCUCCUGAAGCGAUCAGUCGAUAGUCUCCAAAAAAAUGUUAGAAACGUGAAAAAUUUUCCUUUGAAAAGUGUUCGCAGUGUGACCACGACAAGUUUUAAUUCGGAUAAUUUGUUCCCCGAAAGAGCAGAUUUUCCGGGCAGGCACAUAGGGCCGCGCGAUCAAGAUGUGGUGACUAUGUUAGAUUUGCUGGGCUAUAAGAGCUUAGACCGACUGACGGACGAUGCGGUACCGAAGAAAAUUCAACUAGAAGGUCUUAUGAACAUUUCCGAGCCCAUAAGCGAAUAUGAUCUCAUCGAGAGAGUGCGCAAAAUUGCUGAGAAAAAUCAAAUAUGGCGGUCAUAUAUUGGCAUGGGAUACCACAACUGCUGUGUCCCACACACCAUUAUGCGGAAUAUGUUCGAAAACCCUGGAUGGACUACUCAAUACACACCUUAUCAGCCAGAAAUCGCUCAAGGCAGAUUGGAAAGUUUACUCAACUACCAAACGAUGGUCAGCGAUCUUACUGGUUUGGAUGUUGCUAACGCGUCUCUAUUAGACGAAGGCACUGCAGCUGCUGAGGCUUUAUCUCUUUGCCACAGACAUAACAAAAGAACAAAGUUCGUGGUAUCCGAAAGACUGCACCCACAGACACUAGCCGUCGUGCAGACUCGUCUGGAUGCCUUAGGACUGGAAGUAAUGGUGGUGCCAGAUGUAAGACAAGUCGACUUCGCGCAGAGAGACAUAUCUGCUGUACUCCUGCAAUGCCCAGACACCAGAGGCUUGGUGUACGAUUAUUCUGGAUUAGCAGCUGCUGCUCAAGAACACGGGACAUUAGUCGUGGUAGCAACAGAUCUCUUAGCUAUGGCGUUAUUGAGGCCACCAGCGGAAUGUGGUGCAGCGUUAGCAGUUGGGACCUCCCAGCGCCUUGGAGUUCCACUGGGUUAUGGUGGCCCUCACGCUGGGUUCUUUGCCGCAGAACAUGCUUUAGUACGAUUAAUGCCGGGGCGUAUGGUUGGCGUAACAAGGGACGCUACAGGACGAGAUGCAUACAGAUUAGCGCUUCAGACCAGAGAGCAGCAUAUUCGACGUGAUAAAGCGACUUCAAACAUUUGCACAGCGCAGGCUCUUCUUGCUAACAUGUCUGCUAUGUAUGCAGUUUAUCAUGGACCUCAAGGACUGAGAGAUAUUGCCACGCGUGUACACAAUGCUACGCUUGUCCUCGAUCAUGGCAUCAGGCAACGUGGUCACAAACAAACCAACGACGUUUACUUCGAUACUCUCCACGUGGUACCAUCUUCCGAUCAUAGUGCAAGCGAUAUAAAGGCUCGUGCUCAAGCGAAAAAGAUAAAUUUGAGGUACUUUGACGACGGCGCUGUCGGAGUGGCCUUAGACGAAACGACGACUAUGCAAGAUGUUGACGAUUUGCUGUGGAUCUUUGACUGCCAAAGUGUUAAAGAGGUAUCCAAAGGUGACGUCACAUCGUGCAGCAUAUUGAAAGGACCUUUCCGAAGAACUUCGCCGUAUCUUACGCAUCCUGUAUUCAACAUGCACCACUCUGAGACCAGAAUAGUCAGAUAUAUGAAACGAUUGGAAAACAAGGACAUAUCACUCGUCCACUCGAUGAUACCUUUGGGUUCCUGUACAAUGAAACUCAACUCCACAACAGAAAUGAUGCCUUGCUCGUUCAAGCAUUUCACCGAUAUCCACCCAUUCGCUCCUCUUGAACAAUGCCAGGGAUACCACACGCUGUUUGAAGAGUUGGCGAGUGAUCUAUGCGCGAUUACUGGAUAUGACCGAGUGUCUUUCCAACCUAACAGCGGUGCCCAAGGCGAAUACGCCGGUCUCCGCACCAUAAAACGCUACCACGAGUUCCGUGGCGACACCGGCCGGAACAUCUGCUUGAUCCCGGUCAGCGCGCAUGGGACCAAUCCGGCGUCUGCGCACAUGGCUGGCAUGCGAGUGUGCGCGAUACGCGUCACGCCCUCCGGGGAUAUUGACAUGGAGCACUUGAAGGAUAUGGUAGAGGAGCACAGCGCGAACAUUUCCUGCCUGAUGCUGACGUACCCGAGCACAUUCGGCGUGUUCGAGGAGCGCGCCGCCGACGUGUGCGCGCUCGUGCACAAGCACGGCGGGCAGGUCUACCUUGACGGGGCUAACAUGAACGCGCAGGUCGGACUUUGCAGACCGGGAGACUACGGCAGCGAUGUAUCGCAUUUGAACCUGCACAAGACCUUCUGUAUUCCUCACGGAGGCGGUGGUCCUGGUAUGGGGCCUAUUGGUGUCAAAGCCCACUUGGCACCCUUCCUACCUUCGCACCCAGUAGUGGACCCGUUAGCAGACCUGGGAGAUGCUGCUCAUAGUUUCGGCUCCGUCAGCGCAGCUCCGUUCGGAUCAUCAGCCAUUUUGCCUAUUUCUUGGGCAUACAUAAAGAUGAUGGGACCAAAGGGCCUUAAGCGGGCUACGCAAGUGGCCAUUUUGAAUGCUAACUACAUGUCCCGCCGGCUAGACGGCCACUACAAAACGCUGUACAAGGGCGAGCGCGGUCUGGUUGCGCACGAGUUUAUCAUCGACGUACGGGACCUCAAGAAGACUGCUAAUAUCGAGCCUGGAGACAUCGCGAAACGGCUCAUGGACUUUGGAUUCCACGCGCCUACAAUGUCUUGGCCGGUAGCUGGAACGCUGAUGAUUGAGCCAACAGAGUCUGAAGACCUCCAGGAGUUGGACCGGUUCUGCGAAGCGCUCAUUACCAUCAGGAAGGAAAUCAAGGACAUUGAGGAUGGCGUUAUGGACAAACGUUUGAAUCCUUUAAAGAUGGCCCCACACACACAAGAAGAAGUGAUAUCAGAAGACUGGAAUCGUCCGUACAGUCGGGAACAAGCCGCUUUCCCAGCUCCAUUUGUCAAAGGCGAGACGAAGAUUUGGCCAACAGUAGGACGCAUCGACGAUAUGUAUGGAGACAAACAUCUUGUAUGCACAUGCCCGCCAGUACUAGAUGACUUCUGAGGAAUUCUCUAACUAAAGAUAAUUAAUAUAAUAAAACAGCGCAUUCGCAGUCAUAAUGUAAUGUAUAUUUUAUCAAUAUUGUCGUAGAAUAAAUAUCAUUUUCUAACAA
Messenger RNA from Ostrinia nubilalis (European corn borer), 3210 nucleotides. RefSeq names its product glycine dehydrogenase (decarboxylating), mitochondrial. NCBI's taxonomy places the organism in Eukaryota, Metazoa, Arthropoda, Insecta, Lepidoptera, Crambidae. The record is from RefSeq and is a predicted model, not a curated record. Gene Ontology annotation, biological process: glycine decarboxylation via glycine cleavage system. Gene Ontology annotation, cellular component: glycine cleavage complex; mitochondrion. Gene Ontology annotation, molecular function: glycine binding; glycine dehydrogenase (decarboxylating) activity; pyridoxal phosphate binding. The transcript is spliced from 18 exons. The coding region runs from base 93 to 3101 and encodes 1002 amino acids.